Periconia digitata is the source of this 308-nucleotide messenger RNA. The record is from the annotation of a GenBank genome assembly. NCBI's taxonomy places the organism in Eukaryota, Fungi, Ascomycota, Dothideomycetes, Pleosporales, Periconiaceae.
CCAACCGUGGUCCUCCUCUGCUUGCACUGUUUCCAAGUACACUUUUCCAGCGUAUGUCUUGCAGGUCUCAAGAUAAGCGUACCAGUCGAAUGAGAAGUCGGGGGCUUCCCUUUUGUCUCUAUACUUCUGAACCGUACUGUCGAUGAUCUUAUGCAAACGAUUUAUCUCAUCGAGCGAAUUCCCGAUUGCGUUUUCCAUUCCAGCCUGCGAAAGUUGCUCGAUCUUUCCUGCCCAUUCGGCGACUUCAGCCUGCAAAUUCCAUAAUAAUUUCCUUAUGUAUUCGUUCCAAUGAUUCGGAGGCGUUGCUU